AUGUUGCUACUGUUUUGUUUGUUGGUUAUCACGCCGAAUGAAGCGUCGACGCACUCGCGAGACCCGCAACUCUCGUCCGUGAGCGAGGUGUUGGACGACUUCGAGGUGCUGGCGCCGUCCAGCUUACGCACGCAUUCGAUCCGUCGCCGAGACCUGCUCAGCACUCACGUGGAGAAAGAGAUCAGCUUCCACGCGCUGCAAAGACACUUCCGUCUCUACCUGAGGACCAACGAGCACAUCUUUACCCGAGACUUUUCCGCCUGGGCCGUGGACCGGGACGGCGAGCGAGAGCUGCGCGUAGACCGCCACGCUUUCUUCACCGGACACGUUAUCGGUGAAGAGAACUCUCGAGUUCAAGCGCACAUGAAGGACGGCGACUUCUCUGCCCGCAUUCUCACACAGGAUGGCGAAUAUACUAUCGAGCCUCUUUGGAGGUUCACCACGCCCUCCGACGACCGUCUGCUGGCGUAUCGCUCGGACCGCGUCCGAAACCCAGACCGAUCGCGGCGGCCCUCCGUCUGCGGGUACGUGGACGGCGACCCUGGCCGCCUGCUACCCGAUGGGGCGGCCGGCGCCGCCGAGGACGACGAAGAGUGCACGUGGCGCGCUCGACGCGAUGCGAAUUCGCACAGUAAGAACACGUGCCCUCUGCUGUUGGUGGCCGACCAUCGCUUCUUCACGUACAUGGGACGCCGCGACGAGAGCACCACCCUAAACUACCUUAUCGAGCUGAUAGACCGUGUAGACGACAUCUAUAGAAACACGUCGUGGGACGACGACUUCUCGGGCUACGGCGUCCAAAUCCAACAGAUCAUCGUGGAGAAGACGCCGACCCCGGUGUCGCCGGGAAACGUUCACUUCAACAUGCUUGGAAGUCCCGUGGAGGGUCGAGACGUGUGGGACGUCAAAAGGCUCUUGGAGCAAUUCAGCCUGGACGUGUCGGAGAAGGCGGCCAACGUUUGCCUGGCACACUUGUUCACCUACCAGGACUUUGCCGAGGGCACCCUAGGACUAGCGUACGUGGCGCCGGUCAAGGGCGACAUCCCAGGUGGGCUCUGCUCCAAAGGUGGCCCUGGGGUCGACCGCCGGGUGGUGUACCUCAACACCGGACUUACCAGCACCAAAAACUACGGCAAGACCAUCCUGACCAAGGAAGCCGACUUGGUGACGACGCACGAGCUAGGGCACAACUUCGGAGCGGAGCACGACCCCGACAACGUCCCCAACUGCGCCCCCCGAGAGGACCAAGGAGGGAAGUACGUCAUGUACCCCAUUGCAGUUAGCGGAGACCACCUCAACAACAAGGUGUUCUCCAAGUGCUCCAAGCGUUCCAUCGUCAAGCGCCUGCGCUCCAAGGCCACGUCGUGCUUCAAGGAACGGACGGUCAACGUUUGCGGAAAUUCUCGGGUUGAACCCGGAGAGGAGUGCGACCCUGGCCUGCUGCACUUGACCUCUGACCCCUGUUGCACUGCCAAGUGCCGCCUCAAGGAGGGAGCGCGAUGCAGUGACAGGAACAGCCCGUGCUGCAGGAAGUGCCAGCUGGAGACGGCGGGAAAAGUUUGCCAGGAGCCCAUCGACGCCACGUGCAAGGGACGUUCGUACUGCACGGGCGAAAGCGAAGACUGUCCGCCUCCUGAAAAUGCUCUGGACCACACGCCGUGUUUGGACAGCGGCGAGUGUCAAAAUGGCUCGUGCGUUCCUUUCUGUCUGGCCGUCCUGAAGCUGGAGCCUUGUGCCUGCAACGAAACGGACGCCUCCUGUCAGGUGUGCUGUCGCAGCGAGAGCGGCGUGUGCGCUCCCUACCGUGACGCGGAAGGUCACUUCCUCUUUCUGCGCAAAGGCAAACCCUGUACGGUGGGCUUCUGCGACGGCGCGGGCAAGUGCAUGAAGCAGGUGCAGGACGUGGUGGAGCGACUGUGGGACUUUAUCGACAAGUUGGACAUCAACACGUUCGCCACCUUCCUGGCCGACAACUUGGUCGGCUCCGUCGUGGCCUUCUCGCUGCUUUUCUGGAUCCCCUUAAGUGUACUGGUACACUGCGUGGACAAAAAGGUGGACCGCCAAUAUGAGCAGACCACCAAGUCUCUCUUCUUUCCAAGCAACGCGGAACUCAUGAGCAGCCCGGAGACCGCUUCAGUGCGAAUACUCAAAGUGCCCGACAUGCGCUUUCGGGCGUCCGGGCCCCCGGAGAGCGCCGGCGUGGACGAAGCGGCGCUGCAGGCGGCGUUCGGGCGUCCGCAGAGAUCGGUUGCGCGUUCCUUCGAGGACCUGACGGAGCAAAACUUGGCGGCAGUGCCGAAACUGAGACGUCAGCAACGUGUCGACGGCGAAGAAACUCUGUGCUGA
Molecule: messenger RNA, 2346 nt
Organism: Nerophis lumbriciformis (worm pipefish)
Lineage: Eukaryota; Metazoa; Chordata; Actinopteri; Syngnathiformes; Syngnathidae
Source: RefSeq, a predicted model, not a curated record